Molecule: messenger RNA, 795 nt
Organism: Arachis duranensis
Lineage: Eukaryota; Viridiplantae; Streptophyta; Magnoliopsida; Fabales; Fabaceae
Product: NDR1/HIN1-like protein 12
Exons: 1
Coding region: 70-783 (237 amino acids)
Cellular component (GO): plasma membrane
Source: RefSeq, a predicted model, not a curated record
ACUCUCUAUCUCCAUAGACCCCACAUGGCUUGAUCUUGAUUCUUGAUUCUUUUGUCCUUACCAUUCCCCAUGCAGCCCGCCCCCGAGUCAGGGUCGUACAACCACAGCCACAGCCACAACCACAACCAGAAUCGCCACCAUCGCGACUUUGAAAGUCGUGAUGGGGCCACACGAUACCAUAACCGAAGGCUUCGUGUGGGCCGACAAGGCCACACGAACCCUUUAAUAUGGCUACUAGCCAUCAUAUGCACAAUCAUAGCCCUAGCUGUGAUUGUUGCCGGCAUAGUAGUCUUUGCAGGGUACAUACUAAUCCGACCAAGGGUACCGACAAUAACCGUCACAAAUGCUCACCUAGACAUUUUCCGAAACGACUACACCGGAAUCCUCGAAACCCAACUCCGGAUCCAAGUGAUGGCGCAGAACGAAAACAUGAAAGCACAUGCAUCAUUUUCCGACAUAAGGUUCAACCUUAGCUUCCAAGGUCAACCCGUAGCAAUGAUGGUUGCUGACCCAUUUGAUGUACCCAAAAACAACACACAGUUUCUUAACUACUUUGUCCAAUCGUCGGCGAUACCGUUGACGCCGGAACAAAUGCAGGCGGUUACUGAUUCUUGGAAGCUCAACUUGGCGACCUUUGAUUUCAAGGGUAAUGCUAGGACUCAAUGGAGGAUAGGGCCUUUGAUUGGUUCUGUUAAGUUUUGGUGCUACCUUGAUUGUAAACUCAAGUUUCAUCCCUUGAAUGGGAGUUACAUUCACAAUUCCUGCACCUCCAAAUCAAAAUAAUCAUCAUCAUCA